GCUUAUAAAGUACUUUUUGCAAUUUCACAAUAAUUCGCGUCUAAUAUACAUGAAUGGAAUAAAUUCUAAAUAAAGUGAUAAGUGAUAAAUGUAAUUAAUUAUCUAAAGCUGCAUUACGUAUAAAUUGUUAAAUUAUUGUCUUUAUAGUAUGACUUGUUUAUUAUCACAAAAUAAAUUUGAAUGCUGGGUUAGUUCAGUAUUAAAUAAAAAUAACCGACUAUAUGGAAAGAAGCACAUGUUUGAUAAUUGUUCUGAAACAUGUUGGAAUUCCGAUGCGGGAACUCCACAAUGGGUAGUUAUUGAUUUUGAACAAGAGUGCAGUCUAAGUUCAUUUGAAAUUGAAUUUCAGGGUGGAUUUGUUGGCAAAGAUUGUCAUAUAGAAGCUGGUAAUAAAGAAAUUCAAUUACUUGAAUCAUUUUAUCCAGAAGAUAAAAAUAUAGUACAAAGGUUUACUUUAAAACAACCAAAGAAAGCAAAAAUCUUUAAAUUUGUAUUUAAUGAAAGUACAGAUUUCUUUGGUAGGAUAAUAAUAUACAAAUUAUCUUUGUAUUCAUAAAUUUUGGAUAAUGUAUUUGUUAUGUUUGAAUAAAUUAAAUAACAAUUAAAUAUUCCAUGUUUGCAUUUUAUAUAAUAAAUAUAACCCAUUUAAAAAAAAUGCCCUAUAGAGUGAUUUAUAUUUUUAUAUUUACUAUAGAUACUUACUAUCAUAUUUAUUUACCAUUAUUAUAUAAGCCAUUUUUAUA
Messenger RNA from Hylaeus anthracinus, 743 nucleotides. Its product is annotated as nuclear receptor 2C2-associated protein. The record is from RefSeq and is a predicted model, not a curated record. NCBI's taxonomy places the organism in Eukaryota, Metazoa, Arthropoda, Insecta, Hymenoptera, Colletidae. The transcript has 3 exons. The coding region runs from base 149 to 556 and encodes 135 amino acids.